CCUUGAGAUGAGGCGGUUGCGGUGGUGUGGUAUAACAAAGGUGUAAUACAAAAGAUAUACAGCUGACACCUGCACCCACAAGAAGGCGCGGAAACUGUUGCUUAUGCUGCGGCGAUAUCUCCUGCUUACUGUUUGCGUAACCAACCCGGGUCCCUCCCAACGGAACUUUGUCCUUUAACGCCCCCAGGGCCCUGCGGGGAACCGUGGGCGCGCCUCACCCCAUAGCCUUGAAAGUAACCGCACAUUAGGAGAAACCCCGGCGCUGUUUUUCUUGCCCACGACUUGAACUUUCUCCUAGCUGAGGGGCGGGCGAGCGUACGACUAAUAUUUUUCCUGCCCGCGUUCGGUUCACUUCUCCGCAGGCUUCUUUCAGGAGAAAGGGGAGCGGCCGCGGCCAGCAGGAGCAGCUACGCAAACGGCAUAAGCAGGCCAGCCAUGGCCGCUUCUUUUGCCGAACCCCAGCAGGCUCUUUCUGUUUCCCAGCAGCUCCGCCUCAUGUUUUACACCCUCACUCCCAAAGAGAGCUCCUUCCGCACCGUCGAGGAGGUGCCCGAUUACGUGGACAAGGCAACUCCCUUGUUCAUUACCCUGAUUCUUCUAGAGAUUGUUGUUAAGUGGAUUCAGAAAGGAUCAUCAGCUCGGUUCAACGAUAGCAUAGCAUGUCUCUCCGCAGGUGUCCUGUCUCGACUGCCAGAUGUUUUGUCUAGAAGUGUUGAGCUGACAACAUAUAUCUACGUGUGGGAAAACUAUAGACUUUGUGAACUACCAUGGGACUCGCCAUGGACGUGGUAUAUGACAUUCCUUGGAGUAGAUUUUGGUUACUACUGGUUCCACCGCAUGGCCCAUGAGAUUAAUUUAUUGUGGGUAGGACACCAAGUUCAUCAUAGUUCUGAGGAUUAUAACUUAUUCACAGCAUUAAGGCAAUCUGUCUUGCAGAAGUACACGUCUUGGAUAUUCUACUUGCCCAUGGCUCUCUUUAUUCCGCCUUCAGUGUAUGCUGUUCAUCUCCAGUUUAAUCUCCUUUACCAGUUCUGGAUACACACAGAGGUUAUUAAAAAUCUUGGCCCUUUGGAGUUUCUUCUCAACACUCCUAGUCAUCACAGAGUACAUCAUGGUAGAAAUCGCUAUUGCAUUGAUAAAAACUAUGGUGGCACACUGAUCAUUUGGGACAGAAUGUUUGGGACAUUUGCUCCAGAAAAUGAUAAAGUUGUGUAUGGCCUAACACACCCAAUAAAUAGUUUUGAACUUUUCAAGAUUCAGUUUCAUCAUUCUAUUUAUAUAUGGAAAACAUGGUGGAAUACUCCUGGAUUCUGCAAUAAGCUUUCUGUCAUGUUCAAGGGGCCAGGAUGGGGGCCAGGCAAGCCAAGACUUGGCCUUCUUGAGGACAUCCCAGAAAUUACUGGAAAGGAAGUUCCCUUCAGCCCCAAAUUGCCAAACUACCUUUGUGUCUAUGCAGUUACUCAUUUCAUCUUAAUGCUGGGAUUUUAUAUUGAUUUGUUUGCUACCAAAUCCACAUUAUCACAGGUAACUAUUCUCAUGAGGAUCGGCUACAUUAUCCUGACACUAACCUCCAUUGGUUUCCUUAUGGAGCAAAGACCUGAAGCUCCUAUCUUGGAAAUAGCCCACUGCUCUGCUUUUCUUACUCUGCACAAACUUGGUUGCGUCAAAAGUUACGUUGCGCUUCUGUCAAUCACAUAUGAGGUGUUGUUUUCUCUCUGCAUUGCUUUUUGGGGAAUACAAAUUAUGAAGCAUCUUGUCUCAAGUGUGGCAAAGCACUGAAAAGAAAUCUGUCAAAAUCUCCAUGUUAAGAACAUACGAGCCCUGCUAGAUCGGACCAAAGGCCCAUCUGGUCCAGCAUCCCACUUUCUACAGUGACAAAUCAGAUGCCUAUCAGAAGCCCACAAGCAGGAUGGGAGCACAGCAAUGUUUUCCCACUCAUGUUCCCCAGCAACUAGAAUUCAGAGGCUGACUUCUGAUACACAACUAUCAUGACUAACUCUUGAUUGCUUUUUCAGUGCCAUGAAUUUGUAGCCAUGAAUUAGUCUAAUUCCCUUUGAAAGCUGUCCAAGUUAGUGGCCAUCACUACAUCAUGUGGUAGUGAACUCUAGUUUAACAAUGUGCUGUUUGAGGAAGUAGAUAAAAUUGUAUAUGCCUCUUAUCAUGUCCUCCCUUACCCUCCCUUUUUUCCUAAAGUAAAAAACCUUAUAUGCUGUAACCUUUCCUCAUCGGUAAAAUGCUCCAGGUUCUUGAUCAUUUUGAUUAUCCUUUUCUGCACCUUUUCCAGCUCUACAAUAUCCUUGUUGAAGUCUGGCAACAACCACUGUACACAGUAUUCCAAGAGUGGUCACAGUUCCUUUCCUGAUGAUCUCUGACAUGGAAUUUGCAUUUUUCACAGCUGCAGAACAGUGCGUCAACAUUUCCAUUGAGCUAUCCACAAACCCAAAAUCUCUUGUCAGUCACUGCUAGUUCAGACCUUGUCAGCAUAUAUGUGAAGUUAGGGGGGUUUUUUACCCCAGUGUGCAUCACUUUACUGUGGCUUACACUGAAUUGUAUUUGGCAUUUUAAUGCUGCUUCAUCCAGUUUGGAGAGAUUCUUUUGGAUGUCCUCACAAUACUUUUUUGUUCUUACCAACCUAAACAGUUUGGUGUCUUCAGCAAACUUGGCCACCACACUGCUCACCCCUAACUCAAGGUCAUUAUUAGAGAUAAAAAGCAUUACUGAGAUGUGGUAGACAUUUAUGGGAUUUUUUUAAUGUUCACCCACUCCAGUUUUAUUUUUUGAAAUAGUUAAGAUGCCUCAAGUUUAUGUUUAGUUUUUUAUUGUAUUCAGGGAGUUCCAAACCUUCUCAUACAUAAUGUAAAGGAAAUACUUUGCACCAGUUUCAUUCAUGUGCAACCAUACAUUUGAAAACCAUGCAAAGUUUUCAACUGUUGAUGAAACUCAUAAAUGGUCUAACUGGAAAUAGGCUAUCAGACUCUUUCUCUUCAGAUACAGAUACAGCUAGCGUAAUCAGUUAUAGGUGGGCAAAUUCCACUGAUUGAAGUUGCUCUUAUACAUUAAUAAACAGGAUUAGGAUCCACAACCAAAUUACAUUUUAAGUUGCAAUCUUACCUAUGACUAAGUCCCACCACUUCUGACUAGUCAGGCAUAGGGUCAGGACCAGCUUUAACAUUAGGCAGAGUGAGGCAGCUUUCUCAGGCAUCAGAUCUUGUGGACAGGCAGUGGCAAUGUGGUUUCAGAGAGGAACAAAGUUGUAUGUGCCGUAUGUGGUGUUCCCUACACACACUAAGCCUGCUGUCUUCAGGUGCAUUGGGGAAUGCUGUCCUUUUGCCAGUGUUGUAAUAAGAUUCCACUCUCAUCCUAGUUGUCUUCUGUACAUGAAAGAGGGAGAGUGCUGCCUUGUCCUUUGCCUCAGGAGGCAAAAUGUCUUAGGCCAGCCCUUCAUAGGAUUGCAUGGUUAAAUAAUUUUAUUUUUACCUGCCAUAGGGUUACCAUCAUUUUGUCAUUUCAAACAGAGUACAUUUGGCUUUGAUAAGUGAAAAGUAAGAGUAUGCUGUUGCACCAUCUCAAAAAGAGUACAUGUACUCUUAAAAGAGUACAGUUGGUAACCCUACCUGCCAACCAAAAAGAAAAGAAAAACAUACUCCAACAUCAACCUACCCAUACAUUGAGAUUCUCUUUGGAGACCCACAGUUCUAGCCCAAGACAUUUGCUGCCUGAAAGGGAGCUUAAACAACACCUGCCCCUCCAGUAGGGCUAACCCUUUAAACCAGGAGUAACCAAGGUGGUGCCAUCCAGAUGUAGUUGAAUUACAACUCCCAUUGUCCAUGACCAUCAGUCAUGCUGACUAAGGCUGAUGAGAGUUGUUGUCCAACAACAUCUGGACUACCCCUGCUUUAAACAGUCUUUUUGCACUAUUCAGACACCACCUCCUGCUUCUUCCUGCUAUGUAGCCCAGACCUAGAGGAAGCCCUCUGAGUGCCCCAGCUUAUUGAAGCCUCGCCUAGGGUCUAUGCUAAUUUCUUUUUGACCUCAGACAAAUGUUGUUUUGUUUUGUUUUGUUACAAAUUUCCCCAGUCCUUUUAAUAUCCGGUAUAAUCUAUCUGCUUUUUUUAUAUUGUUUGUUUUAUUGAUUUUUUAAACUGUGUAAAUUUAUACAUUAAACUUUAUGGAUUUGUGUAAAAUUGUAUGAAUUUAUAAAUAAAAUAAUUACUGAAUUAUGCUAGAACAUUAGAGAUUUUCCCUGUUAUUUAGCUGCUAUCAAAUGCUAUGUAAGACUGAAUAGUUGUAACUGGAAAAUGUAAAGUAACUCAGACAAAUAAGAUGGUUUUCUCCUCCCCCCCAAUAUAAAUAUGUGUGUUUUGCAAUGUAAAUUAGCAGCUAAGUAUAAGCUGGCAAAUAAACCAUU
Rhineura floridana is the source of this 4408-nucleotide messenger RNA. RefSeq names its product alkylglycerol monooxygenase (gene AGMO). The record is from RefSeq and is a predicted model, not a curated record. Gene Ontology annotation, molecular function: iron ion binding; oxidoreductase activity. The transcript has 13 exons. Lineage: Eukaryota; Metazoa; Chordata; Lepidosauria; Squamata; Rhineuridae. Gene Ontology annotation, biological process: lipid biosynthetic process. Gene Ontology annotation, cellular component: endoplasmic reticulum. The coding region runs from base 436 to 1779 and encodes 447 amino acids.